GCCACAAGUAUAAGCAGUCCAAGCUAUCAGGAAAGGAGGAGAGGAACAAAGAAAGAGAGAAAAUGGUUCUGCUAGACAAGAUUUGGGAUGAUGUUGUUGCGGGUCCUCAACCUGAACGUGGCCUUGGGAGGCUUAGAAAGUUAGCCACCCCCUUGAACGUCAAAGAUGGUGAAAAGGGGGAGGGGAGCAAGUACCAGAGAACGAUGUCGAUGCCAGCGAGUCCAGGGACGCCGUCAACACCGGUGACACCAACAACACCAAUAUCGGCUCGUAAGGACAACGUGUGGAGGAGUGUAUUCCACCCUGGGAGCAACCUUGCCACCAAGGGCAUCGGUUCUGAAAUCUUUGACAAGCCACAGCCCAACUCUCCUACUGUUUAUGAUUGCAACCAAAAGGAGGCUAACAGUAACAGAUGGAAGGAGGAAAACCUGGCUCUCUGUUUCAUAGGCGCGUGGAAAUAAAAAAUUUUAGUGACUUGGGUAAACACCCAACAAUCAUGCUCAUGUGCAUGGCUCUACAGUGGGGAGACAAGAAGCAAACAUCAUCGCUGAAGUGGGGGAGACUGAGUGACGGAUGGUGGCAUGUAAAUAGCGAUCGUUUUUUGCUUUGGGUGUGGUGUCAGCAACGCGUCCUUGUCGUUUUGAUGUUCUUGCGACAACGUGUAUGUCUUUGAUAUGCAAGCCGAGGCUUGGUAUUGUGAAAUAUUUGGGUGGUUUUGAUGCUGUGGCACCUUGUAUUUGAUAUUUUGUAAGGCCAAGAUCUGCCGUGUACGGUGGUUGAUGAGCUUUCGGUGGUUUGUUAUAAGUUAUAACUAUGUUGAAUAAAUAGCUUUAUGAAAUGAAAUCAUCCUUUAAUCUAAUUUUGGGGAUUGUAAAACGA
Molecule: messenger RNA, 879 nt
Organism: Tripterygium wilfordii
Lineage: Eukaryota; Viridiplantae; Streptophyta; Magnoliopsida; Celastrales; Celastraceae
Product: auxin-repressed 12.5 kDa protein-like
Exons: 4
Coding region: 63-461 (132 amino acids)
Source: RefSeq, a predicted model, not a curated record